Messenger RNA from Lachnellula hyalina, 912 nucleotides. It is a transcript of the gene ptr-1, whose product is annotated as Palmitoyltransferase. The record is from RefSeq and is a predicted model, not a curated record. Gene Ontology annotation, biological process: protein targeting to membrane; peptidyl-L-cysteine S-palmitoylation. The coding region runs from base 1 to 912 and encodes 303 amino acids. Gene Ontology annotation, molecular function: protein-cysteine S-palmitoyltransferase activity. NCBI's taxonomy places the organism in Eukaryota, Fungi, Ascomycota, Leotiomycetes, Helotiales, Lachnaceae. Gene Ontology annotation, cellular component: endoplasmic reticulum; Golgi apparatus. The transcript is spliced from 3 exons.
AUGAUCUACGAGCCUGGCUAUGUUCCUAAGCUUGGUGGACUCGGUCCCCAAAAGGCCGUCAUUGACGAGCUUUUGAGUUUAUGGAAGUUCGAUGACCAGAACUUCUGCGUUCCUUGUAUGGUUCGGCAGCCAUUGAGAAGCAAGCACUGCAAGAGGUGCAACCGCUGUGUAGCCAAGCAUGACCAGCACUUUUUCCUCUACUUGGUGACUUUAGAGGUGGGUGUUCUGUUAAUACUAACAAUAGCAGAUUUCGAGGUCCUGAGUGACAAGGCCGAAGGGAGUACUGAAUGCAAUAUUCUGGCUCCAGAGCUUUGCAAACUUGUAAACGCGGAUCCAUACACACUUGUCCUCAUGAUCUGGGCAGCUCUACAAUUGACAUGGGUAACUAUGUUAAUGUUCGUACAGCUUGUCCAGAUCUCCAGAGCCAUGACAACAUGGGAAAACAUGCGCGGAGCAGACCAUAUGCAUGGAAGCAAGGCUUCACAAGCCAUCACCUCAGCCCUCACAACAGGCACUACCUCGCAAUCAGGGGCGCAAAUCGGCAACGCAGGUCUGGGACCAGAUCCCGUCUUACCACCUACCCACGCCCCUGGCGGGCACCACCACAACCACAAGCAAGGCUGCUUCGCACAAUGGAAGAAAAUCCUGGGCGUGGACACAUUCGUCGAGACGGCGCUCCACAAGAAAGACACCACGCACCGCAAUCGCAACCCCUUCUCGGCCGGCUGCCUCACAAACUGCAAGGACUUCUGGUGCGAUCCGGCGCCUAUAUUCGGGAAACGGGAGAACGGCGCUGCGAUGCUAGGAGGCCAGGUCGUGGAUUACACGGCCAUGUACGAGACGCCCAGGAUGAUGAGUACGAGGACGAGAGGCGGUGGCUAUGAGAGCGUGGCGGUGGAUGAUUCUGUAUGA